This is a messenger RNA of Lathyrus sativus (Indian pea), 1461 nucleotides long. The record is from the annotation of a GenBank genome assembly. NCBI's taxonomy places the organism in Eukaryota, Viridiplantae, Streptophyta, Magnoliopsida, Fabales, Fabaceae.
AUGGUAGAAAACAUUUCCGGAACAAACCUUAGCUACCGUGGAGAUACCGGUGGCAUCGAGGACGCCAUAGAUGGCGAACAUUUGCAAACUGACUCCAAAUGCUAUGACGACGAUGGCCAUGUUAAACGAACAGGAACUGUUUGGACUACAUGCUCCCACAUAAUAACAGGUGUGAUAGGAUCUGGAGUGCUCUCCUUAGCCUGGUCCAUAGCUCAGAUGGGUUGGAUUGCUGGUCCUGCAACCAUGAUUUUUUUCAGUAUCAUCACUCUGUAUACUUCAUCAUUUCUCGCUGAUUGUUAUCGUUGUGGCGACACUGAAUUUGGAAAGAGAAACUAUACUUUCAUGGAUGCAGUUCACAAUAUUCUUGGCGGUCCCAGUGUUAAGAUUUGUGGGAUAGUUCAGUACUUGAAUCUUUUUGGAAGUGCAAUAGGAUACAAUAUAGCGGCUGCCAUGAGCAUGAUGGAAAUCAGAAAGUCUUACUGUGUCCAUUACUCUCGUGGAGAAGACUCAUGUCACAUAUCGGGCAACGCAUACAUGAUAGCUUUUGGUGUGGCACAACUUUUCUUUUCUCAAAUUCCAGAUUUUCAUAAUACGUGGUGGCUCUCAAUAGUUGCAGCAGCCAUGUCGUUCUUCUAUUCUACAAUUUGUCUCGCUCUUGGAAUUUCAAAAGUUGCAGAAACGGGUACUAUCAUGGGUAGCCUCACGGGAAUAAGCAUCGGGACAGUGACCCCGGCCCAAAAAGUAUGGGGGGUUUUCCAAGCUCUUGGAAAUAUCGCCUUUGCGUAUUCAUAUUCUUUCAUUCUCCUGGAAAUUCAGGACACCAUCAGAUCUCCACCGUCGGAAAGAAAAGCAAUGAAGAAGGCUGCAAAGCUAAGUAUUGGAGUAACCACAACAUUUUAUUUGCUCUGUGGCUGCAUGGGCUAUGCUGCUUUUGGAGAUGCUGUACCAGGUAACCUGCUCGCCGGGUUUGGUGUCUCGAAAGCAUAUAUUAUUGUAGAUAUGGCUAAUGCUGCUAUUGUAGUUCACCUUUUCGGAGCAUACCAGGUGUAUGCCCAACCCCUCUUUGCCUUCGUUGAGAAAGAGGCGGGAAAAAAAUGGCCCAAAAUUGACAAAGGAUUCAAAGUUAAAGUUCCCGGUUUGCCAGUCUACAAUCAAAACAUAUUUAUGUUAGUUUGGCGGACAAUUUUUGUUAUCAUUGCCACAUUUAUUGCAAUGUUGAUUCCUUUUUUCAAUGACGUUUUGGGAGUAAUUGGAGCAUUGGGAUUUUGGCCUUUAACUGUUUACUUUCCCGUGGAGAUGUAUAUCAUACAGAAGAAGAUCCCAAAAUGGAGUAGAAAAUGGAUUUGUCUGGAAAUAACGAAUAUUUUCUGCCUCAUAGUAUCUAUUGUGGCUGGUCUUGGCUCAUUGGUUGGUGUCUGGAUUGACCUGCAGAAAUACAAACCAUUCAGCUUAACAAAUUGA